GUUUAUAGCUAAAGGCGAGAAUGUCGCGUUGGUCUGUCGAUAUAACACUUCUACGCCUGUGUCUAACGUGCAGUGGAUAAAAGAUGGAGAGGUGAUUGCCAUAAAUUCUAAUGUGACCAACAAUGGAUCAAGACUGACUAUAACCUAUUAUGAUAACAGUUCAUCGCAGCUCUCAAUCGCCUCAGCUUCCUCACAGGAGUUCUGGAACUUACACAUGCAAUGUUACGAAUGAAGUAAACAGUACGGUAGCUUCGACAAUGAUUGAUGUUCAAGAGAAGCCUUCUGCCAAAUUACAGCCAGAAGCUGUUACCGUCAAGGAGGGAGAAAAUGUGACGUUAUUUUGUAACUCUUCUGGGAGCUCUCUACCAAUAACUUGGCAAUUCAACGGAUCUGAUGUAACUACUUUGGGAGAUUCAAGGAUCAGUUUUUCAGUUUACAAUAAAAGUUUGAUUAUAACGAACGUGAGCAGGAAACAGAAAGGCGAAUACAAAUGUGUGGCGAGAAACAAGUAUGGAGACGAUACAUCUAAUAUUGCGGUUGUGUCUGUUAAAUUUGAGCCUGAAGUUACAAUUGAUGGCGACCAAGAGCAGUUUAGGGCCAAAGGCGAGAAUUUCACGUUGAUCUGUCGAUAUAACUCUUCACCUCCUGUGUCUGAAGUGCAAUGGAUAAAAGAUGGAAAGGUGAUUGCCAUAAAUUCUACUGCAACCAACAAUGGAUCAAGAGUAACUAUAACCCAUCAUCAUGGCAGUCUAUCACAGCUCUCAAUCGCCUCAGCUUCCUCAAAUGAUUCUGGAACCUACACCUGUAAUGUUACAAAUGAAUUAAAUAGUACAACGGAUUCUACUUCAAUCGUUAUUCAAGUGACGCCUUCGAUCGAGACGAACCCACAGGCUAGUCGGAUCAAAGAAGGAGAAAACUUGACACUAUUUUGCAACGGUUCUGGAAGCUCUCUAACAACAUCAUGGACAAAAAAUGGAUCUAAUAUAAAUUCCAGCGAGGAUUCAAGGAUCCUUUUGCUAGCAGACAACGAGCAGCUGACAAUAACGAAUGUGAGCAGGACAGACAAUGGAGCAUACCAGUGUGUCGUGAGCAACGAUGUUGGAAAUGCUACCUCCAAUGCCGCCAUUCUAACUGUUCAAUUUGGGCCAGAAAUCUCUCAACCGCCAAGUAAUACCACGAAAGUGGAAGGACAAACUGUUGUGUUCAGUUGCGUAGUAGCAGGAUACCCUAAACCUGAUGUUGCUUGGACAAAGGAUGGAGACAAAUUAGACAUAGCAGUAGAUUUUCGUUCAAAUUUCUCUUCAAAGGACGGAGAACACAGUUUGUCGAUAGCAAAUGUUCAACAGUCAGAUACAGGACAAUACAGAUGUGUCGCUAAUAAUAGUUUGGGUACCUCCACUUCAACUUCAGCAACUCUUAGCGUGCAAUUUGCACCAGAAGUGACAAUAGAUGGAGAUAAAAUACGGUAUGUAGCUAAUGGCACUGAUUUACGGAUGACAUGCCGCUUUAACGCCUUGCCUCCCGUGUCAGAAGUGCAGUGGGUAAAAGAUGGGAAUGUGAUCGCAUCAAACCUCACUGCGCCCUCAAAUAGGUCACGAGUAGAUAUUUCACAUUCUAAUGAAAACCAAGCUCAGCUGCUGAUCACCGCAGUUUCCUUGGGAGAUUCUGGAAAUUAUACCUGCAAUGUAACAAAUAAUGUUGGAAGCUCCUCGAAUAGGACUUCGAUUGUCAUCCAAGUGAUGCCUUUAAUCGAGACGAACCCACAAGCUGAUCCAGUCAACGAGGGAGGAAACUUGACCUUAUUUUGCAACGCUUCUGGAAGCUCUUUGACGAUAUCUUGGACAAAAAAUGGAUCUGGUGUAAUUCCCAGUGAGGACACGAGGAUCCGUCUGUCAGGAGACAACGAACAGCUGACUAUAACGAAUGUAAGCAGAACAGACAACGGAGCCUACCGAUGUGUGGCGAGCAACAAUGUUGGAAAAGCUACCUCCGAUGCCGCCAUGGUGACUGUUCGAUUUGCGCCAGAGGUGACAAUAGAUGGAGAUCAAAUACAGUAUGUAACCAAUGGCACUGAUUUACAGCUGACAUGCCGCUUUAAUGCCUUGCCUCCCGUGUCAGAGGUACAGUGGGUAAAAGAUGGGAAUGUGAUUGCUUCAACCCUCACUGCGUCUUCCAAUGGGUCACGAGAGAUACAUAAUCUAGAUCGCACGUGUAAACUAAAGCCUUCAAUCGAGACGAACGCACAAGCUGAUCCAGUCAACGAGGGAGGAAACUUGACCUUAUUUUGCAACGCAUCUGGACGCUCUUUGCCGAUAUCUUGGACAAAAAAAGGAUGUGCUAUAAAUCCCAGUGAGCACACGAGGAUCCGUCUGUCAGAAGACAACGAGCAGCUGACUAUAACGAAUGUGAGCAGAACAGACAACGGAGCCUACCAGUGUGUGGCGAGCAACAAUGUUGGAAAAGCUACCUCCGAUGCCGCCACGGUGACUGUUCGAUUUAAGCCUGAAAUAUCCCAAGCUCCAAGUAACACCUUAAAAGUGGAAGGACAGACUGCUGUGUUCAGUUGUUUGGUAGCAGGCUACCCCACACCUAAUGUUACUUGGACAAAGAAUGACGUUGAAUUGAAUAUAGCAGCAAAUUCACGAUUAAAUGUCUCUUACAAGGGUGGAAGUCACAGUUUGACAGUAAAAAAUGUUCAACAGUUGGAUGCUGGAAAAUACAGAUGUGUCGGCAAUAACAUAUUGGGUAACUCCACUUCAUCUCCAGCCACUCUUACUGUGCAAUUUUCGCCAGAGGUGGCAAUUGAUGGAGAUCAGGUUCAGUUUGUCGCAAAUGGCACACAUUUACAGCUGACAUGCCGCUUUAACGCUUUGCCUCCCGCGUCUGAGGUGCAGUGGAUAAAAGACGAGACUGUGAUUGCAUCAACCCUCACUGCGCCCCCGAAUGGGUCACGAGUGAAUAUUUCACAUCAUAAUGAAAGCCAAGCUCAGCUGUCAAUCAAGGCAGUUUCCUUAAAAGAUUCUGGAAAUUACACAUGCAAUGUUUCAAAUGUUGUUGGUAGCUCCUCGAAUAGAACAUCGAUUAUCGUUCAAGUUACGCCCACCAUCGAAAAGGACCCAAUAGCUGUUCCAGUAAAGGAAGGAGAGAACUUUACUCUGUUUUGCAACGCUUCUGGAAGCUCUCUGAUAUUAUCAUGGACGAAAAAUGGAUCUGUUAUAGAUCCCAGGGACGACUCGAGGAUACAUUUGUCGACAGACAACGAGCAGCUGACAAUAACGAAUGUGAGCAGGAAAGACAACGGAGCAUACCAGUGUGUGGCGAGCAACCAGAUUGAUAAUGCUACCUCCCACGCCGCCAUAGUCACUGUUCAAUUUGCCCCUGAAAUCUCUCAAUCUCCAAGUAAUGCCGUGAAAGUGGAAGGAAAAACUGUUGUGUUCAGUUGCGUAGUGGCAGGAUACCCUGAGCCUGAUGUUGCUUGGACAAAGAAUGAGGUGAAAUUGAAUGCGUCAGCAAAUGCGCGACUUGAUUUCUCUUCCAUUGAUGGAAAUCACCGGUUGACCAUAUCAAAAAUUCAACAAUCAGAUGCAGGAGUAUACAGAUGUGAGGCUACUAACAGUUUGGAUAACACGACUUCAUUUCCAGCGACACUUACAGUACAUUUUGAUCCAGGAGUUACAAUUGAUGGUGAUAAAGAGCAAAUUGUGGCUAAGGGCGACGAUAUCAAGAUAACGUGUCGACAUAAGGCCAUACCUCCUGCCUCUGAGCUGCAGUGGAUAAAAGAUGGAACGGUGAUUUCGACAAAUUCUACAAUAGUGAUCAAUAACUCCCGCCUGAGUAUUCCGCACUUCAAUGAAACCCUCAUAGAGCUGUUAAUCAAUACAUCCAUCUUAGCGGAUAGUGGAAAUUAUACCUGCAAUGUCACAAAUGACGUUAAUAGUACGUCGGACUCCAAAUCGAUAAUUAUUGAAGGUGUGUAA
Molecule: messenger RNA, 3977 nt
Organism: Stylophora pistillata
Lineage: Eukaryota; Metazoa; Cnidaria; Anthozoa; Scleractinia; Pocilloporidae
Biological process (GO): protein dephosphorylation; cell-cell adhesion
Molecular function (GO): protein tyrosine phosphatase activity; protein binding
Source: RefSeq, a predicted model, not a curated record